Molecule: messenger RNA, 1729 nt
Organism: Notodromas monacha
Lineage: Eukaryota; Metazoa; Arthropoda; Ostracoda; Podocopida; Cyprididae
Source: the annotation of a GenBank genome assembly
UUCGUCUCUUUUUUUUCAGAAAGAGUGACGAAUUGAAAAAAAAGUAAAGUCCAUGACUAUAAAAAUUGAAAUGGGUAAAAUUUUGAAAAUGCCGAUGGCUGCUUAUGCUCCUGUGGUUCGCCGCAAUAUGAGAAGAACAGCCAGCAUGAGACAACAACAACAACAACUACUCCAACAAAAUUUGCAAGAAAUCCCGCUUCUUCCUGCACCUUCUUUACAGCAAAACUACCCGGCGAUUCUGAAUCCUGUUCAAGAUGCUGCUUCCCCGGCAUUAUUCAACCCCACUCCCCAGCAGGAAUCAUCAACACACGGAAAUUUGAAUAAUGAGGCCACACAUUUGCAUCAACUGGUGAAUGCGCCUGUGAUGAUGCCGGAAGCCAGGGACGUCAUGACGGUUUUGACAGGAUCCCAAUUUCCGGUUCCUCUGCACAGUGAAACGUAUUUGUCGCCUGGAUUAUUGGGGAAUGAUGUGGGGAGGAUGAGUGAUGAUGCAGUUUUUGGCGCGGAAAGUGGUGUUGGGGGUUCGGGGGGUAUGAGUGAGAAUAAUGGGGUGCAACUGUUUGGCGAGGCUUCUGGUUCGAGUCUGGCAGGGGUUCCUCAUUUCAUCAAGACAGAGGUGCCAGAGCAGAACCCAGCACAGCUCUUUGAUGUUCAAGUGGACUCUCCUGAAUUGGACACCAAACAAAGCACUUACCGGUGGUUUGCGGAGAAGAAUCAGUUGUACACGGAUUGGAAUUCCGUGGUACCCAUGAAGGUCAGCGUUCCGGACGCUGAAAACUCGUACGUUUUGUGUGCUAAACUCGUUUUUGCCGACGACGAAAACGCCUUUGUUCCCAUGUGCGUCAACUGCUCUCAACAAAAAUCAGACGCCGAGUACGUUUGCGAAGGUCGAGGAGGAAGUGGAUCCAUGGCGACGUCGACGAGGAGGUUCGUGAAGCAAAAGUUGGCCAUACCCGAGCCGGGUUCCACCUGCACCCGAUUCACCAUGAAGCUGACGUGUCGGAAUUCCUGCCUGGCCUCCGAGUCCAAGAAACGGGAGCGAAUGAUUGUGUUUCAAUUGUACAACGAGUCGGCGUCGUCGGUGGUGUUGAGCGAGUUGAGGAUGCUGGUGAGGGUUUGCGCAUCGCCGAGGCGGGAUUACGAGAGCGACCGGAACAAGUGGGAAGCAGCCGGAAUAAGGACGGGGAAUAAGCGGAAGUUUGAGAGUGGUUCCGACGAAAUUCCUGCAGACAAGAAAAAUAAAAAGAAGAAAUCGUGUGAAGCUGAGCCAGUGGCAGAAAGCAAAUCAGUUGAAGAUUUCUUGUCGGAGUUGAAAUCAAAAGAACGACCUUCUGUCUUAUUUCCGGCUACGCUGUCAAAACAAGAGGUGGAUUUGUACUUGGAAGUUGCUGACUCUCUUCAUUUGGCCAAGUUUGUGAAGGAAUGUUAUCCCCAUGUUUUCAAGGAAUUUGAAACAAGAAUGAAGCCCAUUUUUAAAAUCAGAAACUUGAAGGACCGGGUUGAGUGAAGAUUUCAAAGGGAAAAUAUUUUCUGCAUUAUUGAGAUGAUGGUGUAUUUUGUAGCUUUUUUUUUUUGAUGAUCAGUUUCUUGGUAUUUCUUUCCCACUGUCUCAUUGAUGUGGGCAGUUUGGAAGUGAAGUUUUGUUUCAUUUUUGUGAGAAAAAAAAUGCUGCGAUUUUUGAGUGCCUAUGCUUUUGUGGAUGAGUGCUGGGACAAAAAAAAAAAGAACA